Anolis sagrei ordinatus is the source of this 10022-nucleotide messenger RNA. It is a transcript of the gene TACC2, whose product is annotated as transforming acidic coiled-coil containing protein 2. NCBI's taxonomy places the organism in Eukaryota, Metazoa, Chordata, Lepidosauria, Squamata, Anolidae. Gene Ontology annotation, cellular component: cytoplasm. Gene Ontology annotation, biological process: cell population proliferation; cerebral cortex development; mitotic spindle organization. The record is from RefSeq and is a predicted model, not a curated record.
CUGCUAUCCAGCAUAGUGUUCUCAAACCUAAGCCAAUUCACAUUAAUAGAACACUUUCAUGUGAUCCAGUGGGAAGGGGAUCCCAACAUAGAGAAGGAGUAAACGGCAACAAAGGACACUGUAAGAUCAGGGGAAGAAGAGUUAUAUAUUUUAUAGAGAGAUUAUAUUUGUGGAAGGCUAGCUGACCUCCUGAAUGUAAUAGAGCGAUCCUGAAAUCAUCUUGCUAAAAUGGGCAAUGAAAACAGCAGCCCAGAAAAUCAGGAAAUUCAGCCUGUUGCAGAACCAGUCCAGCCACCCCAUAAUGAGAGAGAAGUAAAAAAGAAGAGGCAGAGGAAAAAGAAAAAAGACAGAUCUGUUGAGAAGGAUGACUUCGAUAGCUCACUGGUUGAUGCUCCUGUGUCAUAUUCGCAGUCUGAUAAUGAGCCCUCCUUAACCGCAGGAGAGACCAGAGGGAGCUGGCCUUUAAUGUCUGACUGGAAGGCAAGUGAACCCAGCCAAUCUGUUGUUUCACAUAAUCUUCUUUUUGCUGGGUUUGAUGUCAAUGAAGAAUCAAGAUCCCAAACCUCAGCCAUAAGCAGCCUUAGUAACGAAGGCCAAGACAGUAAUGCUGGUGAAGAAUCACCCGGUGUAAAGACAAUUGCAGUAUCUCCAGAGAUGACAGCACUGGAGGACAUUCUGCAUGAACAACAAGAUCAGGCUGUGUCUGACUUCUCAGAGUGGGCUAAUGAAGGAACAGAAAGCCAAAGUCAAGUUGUGCCAUUGUCUUUGGUAGCAUGUGCCAAGGAGCAUGUUGCCGUGAGUCUUGGAGAUAGCCAUGGGGAGUUACCUGGCUUGCUGUCAACCACUGUGAAUGACAAAAUCACAAGAACUAUUCCUGAUGCAUCUCUCAGCAAUUGCUCAGAUGCUCAGCAACCUGUUGCUGCUUUUGCGAUAAAGGAUGAGAAGAAUUCAGAUGAAUUUAGCUCUGUGUUGGAUCCCUUGUCAGAUGCCACUUGGAUGUCAGAAACUUGGAUUGCACAAACUGUUUCCAGUGAAUUAGAUUCAUUACAGCAGAGCGGAGAGCUGAAUGACAAGAGAAAGGCACAUGGCAUUUUGUUACCCAUGAAUGAAGAAGAGCCAGAUUACAGUAUCACUCAGGAGACCAGCCAGGAAGCAGGAGUUUUGGAAGUGGAUCAUGGGGAGCAAACUUUAAUAAAACCAAGUAUACAGAACGCAGAUGGCUUAAACAGCUUGGUAAUGAAAAAGGAAGACUUAAUCCGAAAUUGUUCCACGGCAGAAGGUUCAAGCGUUGAUGGCCAAAGUUGUGUCAUCCUCAGUGAAAGCAGCACUGAUGCGACAAUAAGCAAAGGAGGUGAAUCCCACGAAGUUUCUCCUGAAGAGAAUAGGGAGUGGUCUUAUCCUGGUUCUGUCCUGUCCAGUAUGUCCUUUAACCCUUCUGAUUUGUCUCUGAUAACCAUGAUGGAAGAGAAACCCAGCGACUAUACAUCUGAAAAAGAAUGCCCAGAUCAAACCACAAGUAAACCAGACAGCCUCUGUCUUACCAAAAGAGAAAACCACAGUGUGAAUUUACUAGUGAGCCCUGUGCCUCCCAGUGUGUCUUUAUUGCCUGAGGAAAGUGAAAAGCAAAAAGAAAGCACUGCCUCUGAGGACAGACCAGAGCAUGCCAACGGCAAAGAAAUCACACAAGCUGAGUGUGUCAGUGGAGAAAACAUUGCUCUCACUGACCCAGAAAAUCUUGUGUAUUUUGUGACAGAAGAUCCAACUGUAGAUAAAAGAUUGUCCCUGGUGGAAAAUGUAAAAAACUUCACAAGUGAGAAUGAGCUUACCGAGCUCAUUAAAAAAGAUAGUCUAGUACCUCCGGAAAACAAAGGCAUUUCUUUAGGAGAGGGAGGAAGUCAGGAAGAGCUGGUUUUAACAAGUCCUCUCAUACAGGAAGAGGUAAACUGUUCUCAAGGGACCUUGCUAACCUUUGAUAAUAACAAAAGGGAAGAAAGCCCUAGUGCUAACUGGGGUGAUUACUGGAGCUUUCUGGCAAACAGGGUUCAAAGCGAUGGCAGUGGCAAAGAUUUAGACAAAGACUUCAGUUCUGAAAAUAACCAGAAUGCACCUGAAGACCAUUUACCUGAAUUUAGUAUGGAAUCGGAUAGAGAGAAAACAGUCCCACAAGAGAAAGAGGAUAAAAGCCUUUUGUUUCUGCAACCACCACAUUUACAAGAGAAAAGGUGCCCACAAAGCUGUGAUCUUUUAACGGAAGAUACACUGCUCAGCUUUCCAGUCUGUGAAAUGACAGAGAAAGUUUGUUCAGCAGACACACAUGGUUCACUGCUGCUGCACUCUGCGGACAAUGCUAUUAUGCAAAAAGAGCGAGAUGGAUCCUGGGAGUGCACAGUUCCUCAAAAAACUGAAUGGGAGUUGGAAGGCCAAACUACGCAUGAAAAAACAUCUGAAAGCAACGCAGCCUUUGCAGAAAUAAUACCAGUUCCUAAUGCAGAGCUUGAGCAUCAGGACUUAAGUGAACAGGCAAAGAUUGCUGGGUGCAUUACAGUCGUGAAAACAAAAAGCCAGGAGGAUGUAUCCUGUUUUGAAAGCAAACAACAGAAACUGAUUUGCAGCGAUGCUGACAGUGUACCUGUGGCAGUUGCUGAGCCAAGCAAUGCUCUGGGUCAGACAGAAGGCAAUGAAAGGGGUCAAGAGGAAUAUAAAACUGAAAUGAAAAGUCAGGCGACUGACACAAAUGUGGCACAGCAAGUUGAAAGCAAAUUGGACCCCCUGCAGGAAGUACAGCAGGAACAAGCAACGGAGGAAAAUAAUCAAAGUAUGAAGGAUGAUUAUUCUGACAGCCUACUACUAACAGCAAGCAUUGAAAAGGCUGAUUUCCAGCAGCCGGAUCUGGGGGAUGUACAAGAUCACAACACAAGAGAGCAGAAUGAUGCAUUAAAGAGCAAUGAUGGAGAAACAUCUUUGGACACUCUUCACAGAAAGACUGCAGACAUGCAACAGAUGGCGGACACUCUCACACCAUCACCACAAGCGGAACUGAAUGACAGCCUGGAGUCCUUUAACGCCACUUUCAAAGAUCAACAGCACCCUUCAAAAUCAGAAUCUGAAAAUGUGGAUCAUGCCAAUCUUAUCACACUAAGAAGUUCUGAUGAACAACAGCUUAAUGAAACUCCACCUGAAAAAGUACACUUGCUGGAUUCAGAUCAACCUGUAGGCUCUCAGCCCCCAUGUGAAAGUGAAAUUAAAGUAGUUAUAGAUGAUCUUUGUGGACUAACUGUGAAACCAAAUUAUCCAACAGCUGUCACAGAUGAAAAUGCACCUAUGCCAAGUUUUUCUGAAUACCUGGAUACUGUGCAAAUCAGCAACCUAAAUAGUCUAGGAAGCAGCCAAGUGGAAGAGAGUUGUCUUGACCAACAACCAAUAAACAAGUCAAACCAGGAUGUUUCUGGUUCUCCGAUUUCAUGCAGUCUUUAUGAUGGAGCAGGUCAUAGCAAUGAUUUCCAUGAUGAAGAAUCUGGCAUAAACCAGCAAUCCAGUGGACUGAAAGACCAUGCACAUGAAAGCACCAUUGAUUUUAUAGAGCAUGAUCCAAGGGUGCAGAAAACACUUCCUCUGAAAGUUGAAGAGCCACAGGCAUUGCUUGCAGAUUUCCAAAUGAUUUGUGCUGAUGGCAGCUGUAAAGAUAAUGGGUCUGACCUUAAAGUAACAGAAUUGGCAGAAAAAAGCUCCUUUACAAAAAUAGAAGAGAAGCCAAGUUUAGUGGUUGAAACCACCUUGAAAUAUGAACCUGGAGAAAUAAAUUAUGAAAGGGACUUGACUUUCACAGGAGCUGAAAAUGCAAAAAUACAGGAGCAGAGUCCUGCAUUACCUGAAAUCACAGAUAUGGCUUCCAGCAAUACUUUGAAUAAAACAGACAGCAUUCAAAACACAGAGUUCCUACCUGCUGGCUCCCAGGCAGAUCUAACAGUUCUUUCCGUGCCUGCAUUUUCACAUGAUCAGCACACCGGAGUGAGCCAACCACCAACAAAAUGCAUGAAUGAUGGCAUUGUGGAUGGAUUACAAAAGGAUGAGCUAGAAAUUACAGCAUGCCAAGGCUUCUUAGGUGCCACUCCCAAUUUUCAGAUUCUUGCUCCAGCUGCUACACCUAUACACUUGGGUGAUCCUUCAGCAGAGAAAGGUACGGCAGAUCAAAAGAAGCCCGAAGUAUCACAUUCAGACAAUAUUCCUGUAGAGUCAAUCCCUGGGAAGGACUCAGUGAUUCCAAGCCAAGGUGAAGAGAGUUCCUUCAUCUCACAGGACUCUUCUGAGGCAGGGCACCCGGGAGGAGAUUUAUCACCUUUUAAUUUCAAGAAACUACAGACCGAGAUCUCGGCAAUUAAAACAAAAGGAGCCAAAAGUGAUGUAAACUUCAAAGCCCAGCAGUUUGACAGCUCGGUAGAAUCUCUCUUCAGCCUUUCAAGCUUAGAAGAGAAGCUUCAGAGCCUUUCAUCUUUUGGUAAGCAAGCAGACUGUAAUGAGGGCAUUGCAACAAACAUUGCUUGUGUAGAUGACAAGCACAGUAAGAGUCUGGAAAGCAUAAGGAAUGCAGAAAAAAUCCAGGGUGCUUUUGCAGAGAAUUUUAGUAUCCCCAAGAUGGAAUUAAGUACUCCUAAGUCUGCAGCAAGCUGUGAAAAACAGCAUGACGAACCAUCUUCUGGGACAUUUGGCAUUGGUUUUUUUGAUUUCAGGAAGCAUAUUAGCAAAAUAUUUGAAAAGACGGUUCCAAGUACUCUGGCUGCUGAGGUGACUCCUCAUUCAGCUGAAAACAGUGCAGGUGAGAGAGAGAGCUCAUCAACCCAACAAAUAUCACAGUGUGAACAGGGACAGAAAGAAACUGAUGAAAUGAUUGGAAAUAGAGACCUAGACGAUGGUCAGAAAACAGAGGGAUCUGAGUUCCCUUCAGAAGCUGGGACUUUUGAUAAAGUUAUUAAAGAAAAAAUAGUGCAGGAAGAAAAACUUUUGAUAAACCCCCCAGAGGAUUGUAUGUCUGAUGCUUUUUCAGAAAACAUCCCUAUUAAAAAAUAUUCCAAAAGUGAAGAAGCUCUGCCAAAUUUGCCAAAGUUAGAUAGUCAGGUAGAGAGUUCCAGCAGAAGCAUGAUGGAGGCAAUGGUAAGUGAAUGUGUUAGUGCUGUAAGCAACGACAACGAGGAGGAUUGGAAGAGCCUUGAAGUAGGAAAGUUGCAGCCAGUGAAUUCUAGCAGCUCAGAAACAGAGGAUUUACCUCUCUCUUCUGAGAGUGAGCUGUCUUUAAUGAUUACUGCCUUGAAGGAAUCUGUUCCAAAGAGUGACUUUGGCGGAACGACGAUGGCAGAAGUGGGAGCAGGUAAUUUAAUUAGUCUGGAUAUUGCAGAACCAGGUUUAUCUGGAAAUCAGUGCCACGGCUCAAUGCCGAGUGUGGACAAAGAAACUGAAGAGAAUAUCACUGACCUAGACAACACCUUAGUAUUAUCACCUCUUCUAAAUGAUAUUUCUGUGCACAAUGAACAAAUGGAGCAGUCCAGCAACCUGUCUGAUGAAACUCAGAAGAAAUCUCCUUCCAGCAACCUUUUGGAUGAAAAUAUACUUCAGGAAAAAGUCUUUGAAAGCGCAACCUUCUUGACAGAAUCAGUAGAGAGACAAGAGCAAGAGAAAACACAGGACACAGCAACACAUGGACUAAUAUAUUACUUAAAAAAUGAAGUAAACCUUGAUGAUGAUUCUCCAGGUGACUCCAAAUCCAACAGUGUGAAUGAAGGGUGUAAGGAAGAAAGGAAUGACAUCAUGUUGAGCACAGCAGAAACAGAAGAACAUAUUUCUUUUGACAGCCCUAAAACAGGUAUUGCAAGCACAUUAUUUACUGCUGACUGUGUCUCAGCCUUGCAAUCUAGCAUAUGUGAUCAAGGAAUUGAUGGAGAAGGUUCAGACACCAUUGAAAGGAUGGAGUCAGAAUUGUUUUCUGAUGCUGCUUCUCCAAAUCAAUCUGGAGAACAGAAUUUGGCCCUUGAGAAGACCAUUAUGGAUGUCCAGCACAAGGAAUCAACCACUUCACUUGUUGAAUCUGAACAAGGCCUUCCUAGUGCAUCUCAAAACCUGGACAUGGAUGACUUACCAGCUGAAAGCACUUUUCCUGAGCUCUGUCACUCUUUCCUUGCUGUACCUGAGAAGGACAUUAUAGCAGUAGCAGCCAACGACACCUCAGAUGAGGCGAGAGCUGACGUCAGAGCAGAAAGUUCCUCUGUUCCAACCGAUGUCAUCCAAUCACCGUCUCCUCUGGAUUCUUCCAAAGAGCCAAUAAACACUCAUCUUUCUGAUGGACAUGAAACCACUGUAAUUUCUGCUGAGCUUACUGCAACAAGUGUUUCUGAGUCUGAUGGUUGCCAACAUGCCGACAAUAGUGUCCCAACCGUUCCUGACGUGAGAUCUCCGACACCUCAACCAUCUACAGAGGAAGAGCAACCUGGCCAGGAGAAAAAGAGAUUGACACUUGAAAUAAAGAGGAGUUCAGACUCUGAAGAAGCAUUUGAGACACCAGAAUCUACAACUCCCGUGAAGGCUGCCCCACCACCGCUACCACAGCCACCACCAGAAAUUGCAGCCUUUGAAAUAGAAGAACAGGAAGUACAACCUCAGCUUCCACCAGAGGACAUAGAGUUUUGUUCUGACACAGUAUCCAUAGCUGAUGUUUCACAUUGUGAAUCCAUUGAAGAAACUCCACUCCCACCUCCUUCUCACUCAUUUUCUACAGUUUUUGAUGAGGACAAGCCCAUUGCUAGCAGUGGGACCUACAACUUAGACUUUGAUAGCAUUGAGGUGGUAGAUACUUCACAAGCUGGGGAUCCUAGCUCUCUGGACAUAAGAAACCGUGACUCCAAGUCUCACAUCAGAAGAAAAUCCACAGAUUCCGUUCCAAUUUCUAGAUCUACUUUGUCUCGAUCCCUUAGCUUGCAAGCUGGUGAUUUUGAUGGAGCAGCUUUCCUUGGUAAUAACGAGGCAGCAGGUUUAGCAACAGAAACAUUCAGUACUGGUUCAAGCAGUGCCUCCAGCACUCUUAAGCGCACAAAGAAAUCAAGGCCAGGUUCUUUAAAGAAAAAACCGUUAGCAAAAAAAUCUCUGGAAGUUCCUCCUGUCCAAGAGCCAGAACCAUCUGAUAUCAAGCAAGAUUCUCCUGCCCUGAAUGAAGAAAAAGAGAGGUUGGAACCCAGUGAAACUCAGUGCACAGAGUCCUCCCAAAGUGCCACUGAAAAUCAGGAGACCCCUGCUCUACCAACAGCAGCCUAUCCAUUUGACCCUAGCAACUUAGAAGAGAUAAGUGCAUCUGGUGCUGGAAGUAAAAAGGUGCAGAACUCUCCCCCGUCCAGCAAGAAAGUCCCCCCUCUUACAACGCCACCCGAAGCCGUGGAGGUAGCUCCUUCAGACACUGGGGGACCUGAAGAUCCUCCAGUAAAAGCCGUGAGGCUGGAAUUUGAUUAUUCUGAGGAAAAAGGAAGUGGCGGAGAGCAGCAAGAAAGCCCUCCCCUGCCCAAAAAAGUGGGCAAAAAGCCUGGUGCCAAAAUGCCACUCAGGAGGCCAAAGACUAAAAAGACUGGGGAGAAGCUUGACAACGUUACCCCCACCAAGGCCCCUCCUGACCCCAGUGAGAUCUCUGUUUCCAAAGGCUCUUACACUUUUGAUAUUGACAAAUGGGAUGACCCCAACUUCAACCCAUUUUCUCCCACUUGCAAAGUGCAAGAUUCUCCUAAACUGCCUCAGCAAAUGACAGCAGCCUACACUUUCGAUCCGGACAUGUGUGAGGACUCAAUUGACCCUUUCAAAUCUUCCUCAAAGGUAGCCAGCUCUCCCACCAAAUCUCCAGCGUCCUUUGAGAUACCAGCGAAUGCCAAUGAGAUCAAUGGGACAGAAGGAGAUGGCCUUAGCAAACCUGCAAAAAAGAAGAAGACGCCUCUCAAGACGAUGGUUGAAGAUGUGAUGUCUGUAUGUUCUCUGUUUGAUACUUUCAGGGUGAAAAAGUCACCAAAAAGAUCUCCUCUGUCGGAUGCACCCUCACAGGAGUCCACACCACUAUCUACUUCUGAAACGUCUUCUGUUGUAUCCACUGUGGUUCAUGCAACAGAUGAGGAGAAACUGGCAUCGUCAGUGGGCAGCCAGAAAUGGACUUGUAUGACAGUGGAUCUAGAUUCUGAUAAACAGGAUUAUCCUCAGCCAUCGGACCUAUCGACGUUUGUAAAUGAAACAAAAUUUAGUUCUCCCACAGAAGAUCUGGAAUAUGGCAACCCGUAUGAAAUAGAAUAUAUGGAGAAAAUAGGCUCCUCCAUUCCUCAGGAUGACGAUGCUCAAACAAAACAGUCUUUGUACCUUAUGUUCGACGCACAGCAGGAGAGUCCAGUCAAGUCUCCUCCAGUUCGGAUAUCUGAUUCCACGACUCCUUGUUCUGGGUCCAGCUUGGAAGAAACGGAAACUCAGUUGCCCUCUGGAAUGAAACUACAACAUCCAGCUUCACGAUCUCUAGUUGCUCCCCAAGAGUCAUCAAUACAGCCUUCUGAAAAGUCCAAACCAAAAGAACUGGAGCCCAUGACUUUAGGAACCCCUUCAAACAACAUUGACAUAACCACCCCUGAGGACCCCUCUGUCUCUGCUGAUGCUCUUCUCAGUAGGAUAUCUCAUCCACCUUCAAUGUGUGAUCAGCUUCAGUAUCUAGAACCUGACUUAGCAGAAAAGAAUCCCCCAAUAUUUGCUCAGAAACUUCAGGAGGAGUUAGAGUUUGCCGCAAUGAGGAUAGAAGCCCUGAAGUUAGCCAGACAAAUUACCCUGUCUUCUUUCAGCUCCUUAGAUACUGAGAGGGACCCUGCAAUCUCCACUGAUGUUUCCAUCUCUAAAAGUGCACUGUACUCUCGGAUAAGCAGCUCCGAGGGAGAAAAUACUUCCGGUUUACUUUACCAGCAACAAGAUCUGAACUCUGCCUUGAGAGUUGCCAGAGAGGAGAUCGUAGCUAAGGAAAGAGAGAUAUCUGAAUGGAAAGAGAAAUAUGAAGAGAGCAGGAGGGAAGUUAUGGAAAUGAGGAAAAUCGUUUCAGAGUAUGAGAAGACAAUCGCUCAGAUGAUAGAGGAUGAGCAGAGAGAAAAAUCUGUAUCCCAUCAUACUGUCCAGCAACUGAUUAUUGAAAAAGAGCAAGCAUUAUCGGAUCUGAAUUCUGUUGAAAAAUCAUUAGCAGAUCUUUUUAGAAGAUAUGAAAAGAUGAAAGAAGUCCUUGAGGGAUUUAGGAAGAAUGAAGAAGUACUAAAGAAAUGUGCACAAGAAUAUUUAUCGCGAGUGAAGAAAGAGGAGCAGAGAUACCAAGCUCUCAAAAUUCAUGCGGAGGAAAAACUAGACAGAGCCAAUGCUGAAAUUGCACAAGUCCGUGGCAAGGCUCAGCAAGAACAAGCAGCUUACCAAGCCAGCCUGCGUAAAGAACAGCUGAAAGUGGAUGCGUUGGAAAGAACACUGGAACAAAAGAAUAAAGAAAUAGAAGAACUGACAAAGAUUUGUGAUGAACUGAUUGCCAAAAUGGGGAAAAGCUAACUUUUAACCAAAAUCCUGGAGUUCAACUUUGAGUGCAAUAUGACCACUGGCACACUGACGUCCACACUUCGAUGUGAACAGGAUUCUAUUUUCACUUUUUUUGUAUGCACUACUGUAUUUUUUCCUUUCUAAAUAAUGUUGAUUUGAUUGUAUGCAGUACUAAGAAGACUAUCAGGAUUUCUUGCUAUUGUUUGCAAUUUUUUCCUAGUUAUAAUCCAUAGCAAGUUGGUCUCAAAAAGUUCCUGUAUCAGGGAGAUUUGUCCAUUUCUUUAAUAAAAUCAAAGUUGCCCACCCUAGCCUUCCCUUUGUACAUGAGUUCCCAUGUUGGAUGUCUUUUUUUGGAUUUAAUAUAAAUGUGUAUUACUUGCAUGGGGACUCUUGCCUUAAGGAGUGUAAAUUUGAUCUGCAUUUACUGAUUUGUAAAAUAAAAUGAAAAUUUGAAAAGUUGA